UGUCUCUCGCGAUGGGCAGAGGUACGCAGCUCCUGCCCGCGCGGUCACCCACGAGGCUGACAGGGACCCGCUGCCACUACCCUCGACUGAGCUGAGGUGAGAGGAGUGGAGCCGCGCCGCACCACACCACAGCAACCGCCCCUGCGCUAGCGUCUCCCGCCCCACUAUGUCACCUCCGGCUGCCGCACGGCUUCCAGGCUACGCGCUCAGGGACGCGCCCCGGGAAGCGGAAGCCUCUUGAGGCGGUGGUUCCGGCGGCGUCGUUGCUGGGGGAGGCGAGAGCGGGGCUGUAGCGGAGAGGCGAGGCGGGUCAGGCCAGGCCAGGCUCUGCCGCUGCCGCCGCCGCUCCUCCUCCCGGCCCCUCCUGACUUUUCCUCAGCGGGGCCUUCCCUCUCGCCUCCGCCAUGCACCCUGUUUUCCAGAGCAGCCGGCGCGACUUCACCUUCGGGCCGUGGAAGCUGAGCGCCGCCCGGACACACAUCAUGAAGUCAGCGCAGGCCGAGAGACUUGCUGAUGAAUUGCACAUGCCUUCCCUGCCAGAGAUGAUGUUUGGAGACAAUAUCCUAAGAAUACAGCAUGAUCAUGGUUUUGGAAUUGAGUUCAAUGCAACAGAUGCUUUAAAAUGUGUCAAUAAUUGUCAAGGUAUGAUCAAAGUGGCUUGUGCAGAGGAAUGGCAAGAGAGCAGGAGUGAGACUGAGCACACAAAGGAAGUUGUCAAGCCAUAUGACUGGACUUACACAACAGACUACAAAGGAACAUUGCUGGGAGAUACUAUGACAUUAAAGGUUGUUCCUACAACAGAACACAUAAAUACAGAGAAAUUGAAAGCCAGGGAACAAAUUAUGUUUUUUGAAGAAGUGCUUCUGUUUGAAGAUGAACUUCAUGAUCACGGAGUAUCAAGUUUGAGUGUAAAAAUAAGAGUUAUGCCUUCCAGCUUUUUUGUGCUGUUGAGGUUUUUCUUGAGAGUUGAUGGGGUACUUAUCAGGAUGAACGAUACAAGACUUCAUCAUGAGGCUGACAAGGCCUACAUGUUGCGAGAAUAUACAUCCAGAGAAAGCAAAAUAUCAAGUUUAAAGCAUGUUCCACCUUCCCUGUUCACGGAACCUAACGAGAUCUCUCAGUAUCUACCCAUAAAGGAGACAAUCUGCGAAAAAUUAGAAUUCCCAGAGAAGCUGGAGCCAAAACCAGAAGCAUCACUGGAAACCAUGUGUGUUAAGUCUAAAUAAAUGUGACUUUACAUGGACUCAAAGUAGACUGAAGAUAAUGUGAUCAUGUAACCAUUGACCUGUGGGGUGGUUUCACUACUAGUGGAAUAAAGAAUUUGGCUAAUUUUUCUGUAGCCCUGAGAGAAAACAUUUCAAACAA
Messenger RNA from Colius striatus (speckled mousebird), 1365 nucleotides. It is a transcript of the gene TIPRL, whose product is annotated as TOR signaling pathway regulator. The transcript is spliced from 7 exons. Gene Ontology annotation, biological process: TOR signaling. The coding region runs from base 405 to 1226 and encodes 273 amino acids. The record is from RefSeq and is a predicted model, not a curated record. Gene Ontology annotation, cellular component: cytosol. Lineage: Eukaryota; Metazoa; Chordata; Aves; Coliiformes; Coliidae.